GCCCUUGAAAACUGGCAACGCAAUUAAUCGACACGUGUUGGGCGCUUAUUUUGUACCUAGUCUCAACUUUUAGACAUUAGAGAUGGGACUUUUGGAUAUGGAUUUAUUUGCUGACUUUAAACGUAUGAACAAAAGACAGGUAUACUAUCAGGUGUUAACCAUUGCUAUGGUUGUAGCCUCUGCCCUAAUGAUCUGGAAGCUUUUAGUAGUUAUUAGCUAUAGCGAAAGUCCUUUAGUAGUUGUCUUAAGUGGCAGUAUGGAGCCUGCAUUCCACCGGGGUGAUGUGUUGUAUCUAACUAAUUAUCCUGAUGAGCCCAUCCGAGUUGGUGACAUCGUUGUAUUCAAAAUUGAAGGGAGAGAAAUUCCUAUUGUUCAUCGCGUUCUGAGACUGCACGAAAAGUUUGUUUAUGCUUUAAUAGAGUGGACAUUAAGUCUCGUUUUUCAUAUGGAAAGAUGCUAUUUCCCUAAACAUCUUUAUUGAAAUAAAGAGAUAGGUGUAGAAAUCGCUAUAAGAUAUCUUCAUUUCAUUCCAGGGCUGUGUGGUUCUUUUGAUUUACAGCCGGUAGAGUUUUUGAACCCAUUUAUUUAGGACAACUUGAUAAUGAAUAAUGAUAAUAAAUCUCCCAACUGUGGAAGUCUUUAGGAAUUUUGAGAAAAUGCUAAAGAAGAUGUGAACAAAACCCCAAUAUUCUUAAUGGCCUGGGGUUUUCCUCCAAACAAGCUGGAAUCUUGCGAAAAUUCUCAAAACCUGUAUCUUUAAUAGUUCUCUCCAAUAUGUCCACAUAGUUAACAUUAAAUUUACAAAAACAUUAGGCCGAUUCAACCAAUUCCAUCGAUGAAUCCCUGAAAUUUCAAUAUUUACUUCGUUAAAAGACUCAGUGUUUCCAUGGAAUUCAAGGAAAUCCUGCAAUGUUCAUUUUGAAAUACUAGGUUUCCCAUAACUUUGUUGAAAAAACAACAAAAUCUCUAGAUUUUGGGAAAAAAACUGAAAGUUAAAAAAUUGCUGAGCACCCAAUUAAUAUUACAGUACACCGAACCACCCUUUUCACCAUUUACUGUGUUUUUGCCAGAACAGUGUAUUUGCUUAUCGUACGUGCAUCAUAUUUAUCUAGAAAGUGCCAGUGCUUUCAAAGCAAAAAUAGUAAAACCAAUGUUAUUUCUUACAGUUGUUUAGUUUAUAUAGUGACUGCUGAUAAGUUGUGUUCAGGAUGUCACACUAUAAAUAAUAUUUUUAUCAUGUGAUAUCAAGUUAUCUACUUAAAUUCAAAAAGUCCUCAGAUGUUAGCAGAAAUCAACAAUAACACUGUUUGAAUAUUCCGUAAAGUUUUUGAUACACGUUUCUACGUAACAUUUAUCAUGAAAGUAAUUAAUAUAUUGAUUGUCAGUCACUUUGCCUCAAAUGAUCUAGGGUUUCUUUAUAGUUGUAUUAACACGUCAAAUAGUAACACAUCACUUGUAUCUUAAUUUCGAGUUCUAUGAAACUAGAGAUUAUCGAUAAGGAAUGCUUGACAACUUUAAGUAAAAUAUGAGUUCUUAACAACGUUCCUAUCCAGAUGAUGUAUAUUUCCUGUGAGUUUCUUGAUAUGCAACUUGAAAAUGUAUGACACAUUCUCGUAAUCCUUUUUAGUGUCAACGGUACCAUCAAGUUUCUCACAAAGGGAGACAAUAAUCCUGUUCAUGAUCGUGGUUUGUAUGCUCCUGGUCAAGAUUGGCUGACACCAUCCCAUCUUAUUGGACGAGCUAGAGGAUUCAUACCUUAUGUUGGUCAAAUCACCAUACUUAUGAAUGAAAAUCCCCGUCUUAAAUACUCUGUCUUAGGCGUUAUGGGUAUCUACUUAUUAUUGAAUAGAAAUCAAGAGUAAUAAAACUUGUACAAAUGUACAGAAACAUUAUAUAUAUAUAAGUUUUAAUUCCUAUGUAACCAUAGUCACUUUUUUAUUUUAUGAAAACUAACCACUGAUCGUGUUGUUGUUCAACUGCUAAUGACAAGUCAGACGCCUUUUUAGUCAAGUGAUUUGUACUUCCUUUUUGUUGCUACUGUUAUUGUUGUUUUGUUUUUUUUUUACUUCUAACCGUGAUGCUUAUUGUCGAUGUGUUUGAAGUUAAUUUCAGGUUUAUUAUUUUUCCAAACAAAGCGCUAUCUCUCUGGGGGUGGAGGUAUUUUUUUCAUCGUCUUUCUCUUUAACCUCUGGCGACCUUUAAUUAUUCAAGCUAACGUCCAUAGAUAUGAGGCGAUAACUGAGCAGUAAUAAUGGUGCUCAAUUUUCGGCCAACUUGAUCACGGUUUUAAAUUGUGCACUCAACUUCUUCAGUUAAAGUAACUAGGUCAUAUCAUAUUAGCCUUCAUAUACAUAGAGUGUUGUUCAAAGCCAAGCAUACAAAUCUAUACUUCCUAGUAAAUGAGUCAGUCUGUACCUUAUAGAUAAAUUUUAAUUUCAGUAAGUGAUUUCUAUAAAUCUGGUAUCCGUUAAAUUUCAUCCAUCCAUUCAUUCAAAUACCUGGGAAGCAUAAUUGACGAACAAGGAGGUUCAUAUGCAGACGUAAAGGCGAGGAUUGGCAAAGCAAGAACAGCAUUCCUACAGUUGAAGAACAUAUGGAACUCAAAAC
Messenger RNA from Schistosoma bovis, 2607 nucleotides. Lineage: Eukaryota; Metazoa; Platyhelminthes; Trematoda; Strigeidida; Schistosomatidae. The record is from the annotation of a GenBank genome assembly.